AUGGUAAUAAUGACAGAUAUUGUGAAAGUACGGAAGGAAAAGAAAUGUGAGCCAUUCUAUUAUCUGGACAUCCUAAAUCAAUCUGCUAUCGACCAAAUUGUUGUCAAUCACAACAUUGACGCGAUCAUCCACUUUUCAGCAUUGCUUAGUGCUACUGGUGAAGCAAAUGUGCCUUUGGCACUCAAGGUAAAUGCCGAAGGAGUGCAAAAUAUUUUGGAAGUUGCCAAACAGCACAAAACACAAAUUUUCAUCCCGAGCAGUAUUGGCGCAUUCGGUCCAACGACACCUCUCGACCAUACUCCCGAUCUUUGUAUCCAAAGGCCACGUACAAUAUAUGGUGUCACUAAAGUAUAUGCCGAACUUCUCGGUGAAUACUAUAAUGAACGCUUCGGCGUUGAUUUCCGUUCAUUACGUUUCCCAGGCAUCAUCAGUAUUACGAAGCCAGGAGGUGGUACAACUGAUUACGCUGUUCAAAUAUUUUAUGAUGCACUGAUUCAUGGAAAACAUAAAUGUUAUUUGCACCCGAAUUCACGAUUACCAAUGAUGUACUACGAUGAUUGUAUCACUUCCAUCAUUUUAUAUCUGUCAGCGCCAGCUGAAAAAUUGAGGCAUCGAACCUAUAAUGUUACCGGUUACUCGUUUACACCGGAGGAGAUCGCUAUGGCAAUUUGCAAAGUGAUGCCGAAUUUCGAAAUGGAAUAUGAAGUUUGUCCGACUAGACAAAAGAUUGCUGAUUCUUGGCCUAAAAACUUGGAUGAUACAGGUGCAAAGGAAGACUGGAAUUGGCAGCCGAUGUAUGACAUAGAAGCAACCAUUGAUAAGAUGUUUGAUUUGGUUAAACGUCAAUUGACUGCGGAAGGUAAAAGCACAAUUAUAUAAAUAAGACAGACUUUCGAUUUAAUUAGUUUGAG
Loa loa (African eye worm) is the source of this 911-nucleotide messenger RNA. RefSeq lists its product as hypothetical. Gene Ontology annotation, biological process: L-threonine catabolic process. Gene Ontology annotation, molecular function: L-threonine 3-dehydrogenase activity. The record is from RefSeq and is a predicted model, not a curated record. The transcript is spliced from 7 exons. The coding region runs from base 1 to 879 and encodes 292 amino acids. Lineage: Eukaryota; Metazoa; Nematoda; Chromadorea; Rhabditida; Onchocercidae.